Argentina anserina (silverweed cinquefoil) is the source of this 555-nucleotide messenger RNA. RefSeq names its product SMR domain-containing protein At5g58720-like. Bases 1 to 555 code for a protein of 184 amino acids. The record is from RefSeq and is a predicted model, not a curated record. The transcript has a single exon. NCBI's taxonomy places the organism in Eukaryota, Viridiplantae, Streptophyta, Magnoliopsida, Rosales, Rosaceae.
AUGGAUCAUGUUGCUGAGGACGUCGAACAGUUUCUUUGCUCCAUGUUCGGAAACGAGUCGGAGAUAAGUUUGGGUGUGAUUAAAGAAGUCCUUGGUCGGUGUGGGUACGAGGUUGAAAAGGCCUUGGAUGCGUUGCUCGAUCUAUCUUCUUCCUCAAGGAAGAAACAGUGCGCUUCAGAACAUUCCCGCAAGAACUAUGCCGAGGUUCUUGUUGGUCCUCCUAAAGCUCACAGUGAAAAUCUUUCCCAGAUGGUGAUGGCAUCUUUGUUUAACAACUCCAAGAGAAAUCAUCAAGAUCAAAAACCAAGAACUAUGGAUUCUUGCAAGCACAGUGUCAAGAAAUCGCAAGAAUCUUUGGUGCCCAAGUUUGGUGUUGCUAAGGGAGCUGAAUAUGAUGCAUGUAGAAGUACUGCAAAGCAGCACUGGGAUUCAGCGAAGUCCUACAAUGAGAAAGCUGCCACGGGGUAUUCAAAUGGAUCUCGGGCAUACGUAAGUUAUCUAUCGGAGCAGGCCAAGGCAAAAAUGGCAACAGAAGCGGACGAAAAAGCAAGCUAG